AUGCAUUAUCCUCCACCUGAGAGCCCCAGACCUCGGGGAAUAACUAAACCCCGCACUCUGACUCCGCUCGCCAAUCAACAGAGCGCAACAUCUCCGCCUCCGCUCCUGGCAGAAAGCAUCCGGUCCUUCUUACCUGGUUGGACAUGUACGACUCAUGUGUUCCAAGCUGCAGCACCUCGGGAAAGUAUGCAACCAGGUCCAGGCAGUCAAAUAGUUGUAUCAUCUGGAUUAAACGGAGUUGAGCGACAGGCCAUUGCUGACGCCAGGUUCGAGGAGAUCACAAAACUCAGAAAAGACAUCAGUUCAGGACGCAAAAAGCUCUCUAUGAAUGACGCUACUAUGUGGAGCGUUGCAAAUCGGUACGCGCCGGAAAGGUCUCGUACGGGCAACAGUAUAGGCGUGACCGUCGUGCUCUUUCAUGCAGGCGGGUUUCAUAAAGAAAUAUGGGAAACUACCUUGCGAUACCUGUUGUCAAUGCCUCAAGGUCGAGCAAAUGUGGAUGAAAUCUGGAGUCUCGACGCAGCGAAUCAUGGAGACAGUGCGCUUAUAAAUAAUAAGAGCCUAGGAGAAACAUUCGAAUGGUCUGACCAUGCACGAGACAUCCUCAACUUUCUCGGAAACUACCUCCCUGAUAGAACCCAAAACGGCGUACUCCAAUGGAACCUCGAACGAAUAUCCAACCAAAAUUCUCGGGAGCGCUUUGAACGCGGUUUCGAGGAUCGUAAAGUGCUCGGAAUCGGUCAUUCAUUUGGAGGAUGUGCACUUGCACGAGCCGCGCUUGACGGCCCCUCACUCUUUUCGUCAAUCAUCUUUGUAGACCCAGUGAUAUACCCUUUAUGCGCAGCUGGGGGAUCUAAGAUUAGGUUGGCACCCAUAGGUGCAUUGAUUCGACGUGAGCAAUGGCAAGAUCGUGAAUCAGCUCGUACGGGACUCCUCAAAUCACCGUUUUUUCAAGCAUGGCAUCCGGACGCAUUAGAAGACUACGUCCAAUACGGAACAGUCGAAGAUGAACAUGGUGUCAAACUGAAAUGUUCAGGAUAUCAGGAAGCAGUUACGUUUAAUGAAAUCGGACGAUUACCCUGCGAGGUUUGGGAAAUGCUUCCGAUGCUGGAUCAACGCAUACCAUUGAAGUGGAUCAUGGACUCGACCAAUGGUGACGUGUCCGGCGGACGGGAAUCUGCACAACAUGUUGUUUGGCUCCGGGCUUCUAACUCUACCAACAUACAAAUUAAAGGCGCAGGUCACAUGAGCGCAAUUCCUCCUCCACUCCUAACAAAAAACAUCUGGUCCUUCUUACCUGGUUGGACGUGCACAACUCAUGUGUUCCAAACUGCAGCGUCUGGGGAAAUUAUUCCACCAAGUGAAAGUAGCCGAACCAUUGUACAAUCUGGACUGGGGAAAGUCAAGCAACAGGCCAUUACCGAUGCCAAGUUCAAGGAGAUUGCACAACUCAGAAAAGACAUCAAUUAA
Messenger RNA from Rhizoctonia solani, 1470 nucleotides. Its product is annotated as alpha/beta hydrolase family protein. NCBI's taxonomy places the organism in Eukaryota, Fungi, Basidiomycota, Agaricomycetes, Cantharellales, Ceratobasidiaceae. The record is from RefSeq and is a predicted model, not a curated record. The transcript has 8 exons. The coding region runs from base 1 to 1470 and encodes 489 amino acids.